Molecule: messenger RNA, 1366 nt
Organism: Hippopotamus amphibius kiboko
Lineage: Eukaryota; Metazoa; Chordata; Mammalia; Artiodactyla; Hippopotamidae
Gene: MTHFS
Product: methenyltetrahydrofolate synthetase
Exons: 3
Coding region: 448-1035 (195 amino acids)
Biological process (GO): tetrahydrofolate interconversion; folic acid-containing compound biosynthetic process
Cellular component (GO): mitochondrion
Molecular function (GO): 5-formyltetrahydrofolate cyclo-ligase activity
Source: RefSeq, a predicted model, not a curated record
UGAGCGCGCGCGAGUACCUUUGUGGGUGUUGGGAUGCUGUGGGCCUCGGGGUCCGGGCUUGAGUGCGCUGUGGGGAGUUAUGGGGCUUAUGAGGGAGAGGGUGAAAGUGGGUGACGGACUGCUGAGGGGAGAGCAGCGGGAGAACAGAAAGACCUGGAGGGGGAGACGGGCGGACACCUGAGCGCCAAGGUACCUUUAGUGAGCCUUAAUGAAUUAUGGGGGACUUCCCUGGCGGUCCAGCGGUUAGGACUCCCCGCUUCCACUGCAGGGGGCGCGGGUUUGAUCCCUGGUAGGGGAACUAAGAUCCAGCAAGUCGCGCCCAGCGGCCAAAAAAAAAAAAAAAAAAAUUGUACAAAGAAGAGUCCAGUCAUAGCAGUAAAAUGACCAGAGGAAAAUGCAAUUACUUCACACGAGCAAGAGCAAAUUAGGGUGCAGAGAUGCUCAAGGAUGGAAGCCCAAUGCUGCCUGCACGUCCCUGAGCCUGUGGAUGGCCGGGCCCUGUCUCCGCAGCCUCGGGGCCUAGCUUUCUCCUGUCGUGCAGUGUUUACCCAUAGUCAGUAUCAAAAGUCCAAAAGAAUCUCCAUCUUUCUGAGCAUGCAAGAUGAAAUUGAGACAGAAGAGAUCAUCAAGGACAUUUUCCAACAAGGCAAAACCUGCUUUAUCCCACGGUACCAGUUCCAGAGCAGUCACAUGGAUAUGGUGAAAUUAGCAUCUGUGGAGGAAAUCUCUUCACUUCCCAAGACAUCCUGGAAUAUUCAUCAGCCUGGUGAGGACGAGGUUCGGGAGGAGGCCUUGUCAACAGGGGGACUUGAUCUCAUCUUCAUGCCAGGUCUUGGGUUUGACAAACACGGGAACCGUUUGGGGCGGGGCAAGGGCUACUACGACGCCUACCUGAAGCGCUGUCUGCAGUCCCAGGAUGUGAAGCCCUACACCCUGGCCUUGGCUUUCAAAGAGCAGAUUUGCCUCCAGGUCCCGGUGGAUGAAAAUGACAUGAAGGUAGAUGAAGUGCUUUACGAAGACUCCUCAACGUCUUAAGUCCUGGUGACCACAGCCAAAUAAUCAGUGUUUUGUGCCAGAGAAAAGCCGAACAUGUGUAUUUUCCCUUGUCAGAAGUUAGUGGAUGUUGCACAGUAAUGUGAAUAUGGGCUGUAUUGUUUUCAGUGCGAUUGUGAGAUACCUAACAUGAAACCAUUUUUAAAAAUCAAUAGCAGUGUGUGUAAUAGAACAUUAAUUAAAACGGAGGCUAUCACUAUGUGAUUUUUAGCUUAACUUUCUGGUAUUAAUGUCCCAGGUUGAUCUUUCUGCUUUACAAUUUAAGUUAAAUAUUGGCUUGGCCAAAAAGUUCAAUCAGGUUUUUCCUGUGACA